UCCCCCUUGAGUCAGAGGCGCGCGGCGGGCGGGCUGCCUGGGAAGCGAGCGCAACAAACAGAACCCCGGAGAAGCAGGCAGGCAAGCAAGCGGGCGCGCUGAUUGGCGGCCGGGGACAAAGUCGCGGAAUCUUGGGAGCCCGAACGUUCGGAAGAGAGAAAGAGAGAGCAAGAGAGUGGGCGCUUUCUCGUUGGGAGGCAGUAUCGGCCGCACCGAGCCCAACGCGCCGCUGCCUUCUUCUUCUUCUUCGGCGGAGGAGGAGGAGACGGAGGUCGGAGGCUUUCGGGGAGCGGCGAGGAGGAGGAGGAGGACGGCGGCGGCGAGUUGGCGGCGUGGGGGGAGGAGGAGGAGGAGGACGACUCGGGGAGGGGGGGACCGACGCCCGGGAAAAUGAAUCGGAGCUUUAACAAGUCCCAGAGUCUGCGGAGUUUGGGCCACGAGCCGGUGGAAGUCAAAAGCAAGUUUGGUGCUGAAUUUCGAAGAUUUUCCCUGGAUCGCUACAAACCAGGAAAGUUUGAAGACUUCUACAAACUUAUUCUUCACAUACAUCAUAUAUCCAACAUGGAAGUAAUGAUUGGAUAUGCAGAUAUACACGGGGAUCUACUUCCUAUUAACAAUGACGACAACUUCUUUAAGGCCGUUUCAAGUGCAAACCCACUGCUUAGAAUUUUUAUACAACCGCAAGAUGAAGCCGAUUAUGGUAACUUUGGUUCAAACACUUUAACCAGAAAAAAGAAGGCACUGGUGACCCUCCGGAAUGACAAUCUUCGCAAGCGUCCCCAUGUUAACAUUAGCAUGCCUCAAGACUUUAGACCAGUUUCAUCCAUCAUCGAUGUGGACAUUCUGCCAGAAACGCACAGGAGAGUAAGACUGUAUCGACAUGGCUGUGAGAAACCAUUAGGAUUUUACAUUCGGGAUGGGACAAGUGUAAGAGUAACUCCUCAUGGGUUGGAAAAGGUACCUGGCAUUUUCAUCUCGCGGAUGGUUCCUGGUGGUUUAGCUGAGAGUACAGGUUUACUUGCUGUCAAUGACGAGGUCCUGGAAGUAAAUGGCAUAGAAGUUGCAGGAAAAACUCUAGACCAAGUAACGGACAUGAUGAUUGCCAACAGCCAUAAUCUUAUCAUCACUGUCAAACCAGCAAAUCAAAGGAACAAUAUCAUCAGAAGCAGCCGGAUGUCUGGGAGCUCUGGCCAAUCGACGGAUAGUACCACAAGUCACCACAGUUUGCCUUCCACUCACGUCUUGCAAAACUUCCACCCGGAUGAAAUGGAGAGCGAUGAGGAUGCUGACAUUGUCAUUGAGGGCUGUCUGGAGCCUCAGCCCAUUCCAAAAUCACAUAGCCUUCCUUCCGGUAGCCUUUCCCGACUUAACGGCAAUAGUCUUAGCCCCAAAGUACAGAGGGACCUGGUAAUCAACAACAGUUUGGGACGGGAAAGCAAUGGAAAUAUUCACAAAAUUUUAAGUUCCUUAAAAUCUGAUCCUCGCCAUAGCUUGGUUCUUCCCAAAGGAGGCAUUGAAGAGGAUGGAACGGUGAUCACACUUUAAUGGUUUUCCCAAGUGUGUGUGUUUCUAGUCUGAAGUGCCAACUGGAACAAAUCUAGCCACACACUGAAGAAAGACAGGACCUUUAUUCUCAAGGACCUAUUGGUGUGUGAGAUGAGCUGAGCUUUCCAGAAAGGAUGGUGUUUGCAGUUAGACAUCAAAGGGUCACCUACUGCAACCCAAGAGAAAAUGUAAAUAUGAUUUUUGGACCCAGAAUAAGGGAUGGAAUAAUCAUCUUUUUUUAAAACAACUCCUAUGAAAUCCCUCUGGAUAGGUUGCUGAAAAUGCUGUCUAUUGAAUUACGUAUCUGCUGCAUUUAUGAAGGUGCCCUGCCACCAUACAUGGAAAUGGGUGUAUAUUUGGGUGAUAAAUAACUAAACACAGUGAACUUGCAAUAAGCAUUAAUAAAUUAAUAUGGGGGGGGUGGGUGGGGAUUAUACGAAAAUGUUUUAAGUUUUGAAAGUUGAUUUGUUUUGCCCAUGCCUGUCUUAGACACAUGUUAUGACUCUUCUAAGACAUUAUAAGAAUUCCAUCUAAUUUGUCUUGCUGUUUAAAAUUAACUUGAACCCAUGGAGUCUUUAAUCUCAAAAGCGGAUCCUUCUCUUUUGAUAUAUAUUGUUUGACUUUUUGAUCUACUUUGUUAAAACUUUGGCCCUGGACUCUACAAUUCAGCAAUAUAUUAGAUGUUUUGAAUAAGAUUUAUUUUAAAUUAUCAUUAUUGUAGUUCUCUAUAAGUUAUGCCAGUAAAACUAUUCCAAAAGGAGGGGAGUUUGCUCCCAGCUCCGUGUUUCUGUUUGGUAAAAUGCCACAAGUUGUUAAAAUGGUUUAAUAGAAAAAAAAGAAUAUAUUCAUUAAAUAUUUAGGAAGUUUUUUUAUUGUUUUACAAUGUAUUUUUCUACUUUUAGCUGUCAUUAUUGUUUUUUUACUGUGUAGUGCUGUGUAUUAAAGUGUUUCUAAAGGAAUGUGCUUUCUCUAAUUUAUAGUCCCAAUCCCUUAUACCCCAUUUCUUUGUACUAUGCAGGGUUUAAACCCUUGAAGGGUUGAUAAGGCUUUUUAUUCUUGUACUUGAAAUAAAACUGUAGAAAUGUU
This is a messenger RNA of Anolis sagrei ordinatus, 2631 nucleotides long. It is a transcript of the gene PARD6G, whose product is annotated as par-6 family cell polarity regulator gamma. Gene Ontology annotation, cellular component: nucleus; apical plasma membrane; cell cortex. NCBI's taxonomy places the organism in Eukaryota, Metazoa, Chordata, Lepidosauria, Squamata, Anolidae. Gene Ontology annotation, molecular function: protein binding. The record is from RefSeq and is a predicted model, not a curated record. Gene Ontology annotation, biological process: regulation of cellular localization; establishment or maintenance of cell polarity; centrosome cycle.